Molecule: messenger RNA, 2127 nt
Organism: Lactuca sativa (garden lettuce)
Lineage: Eukaryota; Viridiplantae; Streptophyta; Magnoliopsida; Asterales; Asteraceae
Product: F-box protein At1g47056
Biological process (GO): SCF-dependent proteasomal ubiquitin-dependent protein catabolic process
Cellular component (GO): SCF ubiquitin ligase complex
Molecular function (GO): protein binding
Source: RefSeq, a predicted model, not a curated record
UAUGUUUAGGUGAAAGAUGUAAAUGUUAGGAAAUAGUUAGAAACUUAGAAUACGAGUCGGGUUCAAAAAUCAAACCCAUUAACCCGGUUUCCACUCAACCCAGAGUCAUACCCUCAUCAAAACGAACCACACCCACCAGCCACCAGCCACCACCACGCCUGGAUGGGCCAAUCCUCUUCCACCAACGCGCCGUCGCCACCGCGGUCAACACAGCGCCACCACCGCUCUAUUAGUCUAUCUUCAUCCUUUUCAGCUCGAUCAGAAAUUUUUUCUUUUAUGCACUCGAAAAAGGAGCCAUCUUUUGAGAUUCCUGACGCUGUUCCAACUACAAUCGACUAUACAUCUGAAAUUCCCGACGAAUGUUUAGCUAUAGUUUUCCAGUUCCUCAGCUCCGGCGAACGGAAGCGUUGUUCCCUCGUAUCUCGCCGAUGGUUACUCGUCGAAGGGGAGAGUCGCCACCGCCUUGCUCUAAACGCCCAAUCUGAUCUUCUACCCCUUAUUCCGUCAAUUUUCGCACGGUUUGACUCCGUUACCAAACUCGCGCUCCGGUGUGACCGCAGAUCCGUUAGUAUAAAUGACGAAGGGCUGAUCCUUAUCUCGUUCCGGUGCCCUAACCUCACGCGCCUGAAGCUCCGCGGAUGCCGAGAAAUAACUGAUGUAGGUAUGGCCGGCUUAGCGAAAAACUGCAAGGGUUUGAAGAAAUUCUCUUGUGGAUCUUGCAUGUUCGGUGCUAAAGGCAUAAACGCCCUCCUCGAUAGCUGUUCUUAUCUCGAGGAGCUCUCUGUUAAACGAUUAAGAGGCAUCAACGACGGAGGAGCAGCGGAGCCGAUUGGGCCAGGGGCGGCGGCUUCCUCGCUCAAAAGUAUAUGUCUUAAGGAGCUAUACAACGGCCAUUUCUUCGGACCUUUAAUUAGCGGUGCAAAAAAACUGAAGACGUUGAAAUUGCUCCGAUGCUUAGGCGAUUGGGAUAGGUUAUUGGAGACGAUAGCGACUGCAGAUAGUUGUUUGGUUGAAGUUCAUCUGGAGAGACUACAGGUGACAGAUGUUGGGCUUUCAUCCCUCUCUAAUUGCUCCAAAUUGGAAAUUCUACACAUCGUCAAGACACCAGAAUGCACAAAUACUGGGGUCGUCGCCAUUGCUGAGCACUGUAAGUACUUAAGAAAGCUUCACAUCGAUGGAUGGAGAACAAACAGGAUAGGAAACGAGGGUUUGACAGCGAUUGCUAAACACAGUGCAAACCUUCAAGAACUUGUUCUAAUUGGGGUCAACCCUAACUCAGCAAGCCUAGAAGCAAUCGCUACAAACUGUCAAAAGCUAGAAAGAUUAGCUCUAUGUGGAAGCGAAACAAUAGCUGAUGGGGAGAUUUCAGGCAUAGCAUCAAAAUGUGUUGCUUUGAAGAAGCUCUGUAUAAAAGGGUGUCCAGUAUCAGAUGAAGGAAUCGAAGCUUUUGCUUGGGGUUGUCCUAAUUUGGUGAAGAUCAAGGUAAAGAAGUGCAAGAAUGUGACUAGUGAAGUUGGAGAUUGGCUACGAGCUAGAAGAGGGUCAUUGGUGGUGAAUUUGGAUGUGUGUGAAGUUGAAACUGAAGCUGUGGAUGCAAGUGCUAGCGAUGGAGUUCAAGAAGAUGCAGUGGAGUUUCCCCCAAUCAUUAGCCAGGUAACUGUUGGUGAACCUGAACGUGAACAUGAACCUUCAUCUUCUACCUCAAGCUCAAGCGGGCGUCGUGCAUCCAUCUUCAAAACCAGGUUUGGCUUCUUUGGAGUUAGGGUUUUUGUUCCUUGCACUUUCAGAAGGUGGACAAAUGGUAAUAGCAACACAUGAAUCAUGAACACACUUAAAAAUUGAUCAAAAGCUUGUGUUGUGUUGUUAAUAUCUGAUUUCUUUUUUCUUUUUUCUUUUUUCUGUUCUUGAAUUUGAUCUGGAGUUGAGGUGUUGUUUUGAUUUGCGUUUGAUUGUAAGUGUCAAAGUUGUCCUUUUUAUUCUUUUCUUCACAUGGAAACACUUGUAGUUGUUAGUAGGAUAUGGCAAUGUGUGAGUGACAUUGACACCCAAAAACAUGUAAGUCAUUUGUUUAUGUUGGUUAUGUAAGAUUUAAAACAAAUAUCAAAGUAGGUUGCUAUUACUUGAUUA